Messenger RNA from Drosophila elegans, 2792 nucleotides. RefSeq lists its product as uncharacterized. The transcript has 4 exons. The coding region runs from base 134 to 862 and encodes 242 amino acids. The record is from RefSeq and is a predicted model, not a curated record. Lineage: Eukaryota; Metazoa; Arthropoda; Insecta; Diptera; Drosophilidae.
CCAACUGCUACCAUUUGGAUCGGACAGCUUUAUAUAAAUCCAGCCGAGUUAAGAGUUUAAGCAUUUCAAGAGGAGCAGGUGUAGCGCACAAUCGGAUUUAAUUGAGUCGAACUUUUGAAAAGCACACCCAGCGAUGGGAAAGCGUGUGGAAAAGAGACAGAGAAAAAUGUGGGGAAAUGGAUUGAUUCUCGCCCUGCCAUUGGUCAGUGUCCUCAUCCUUUCUGCGUCGGCGCAGACAGUGACGUCAUCGCCGGUCCCGAAGGACGAUGGUUUGGGGGAUGCUGCGCUGCCAUCGCGAACCGCAGUCAAAAUCCUUGAAGACGGCCAAACCAUCAGCGCAGUUCAGGAUUGGAGUUUGCUGUGUAAAGAGCUCUGCGGAGCUGGCCUGGGCGUUGCCUCAACGCCUGAUGGGGCCAAAAAUCCAAUCCUGAGACCGGAGUUUGAAGUGGCCAAGUGCCGGCAACUGUGUGGACUGCCUAGGGGUGUUGUGGGCGACUUGGUCUGCUCGAGCUUCUGCGAGCAGCGAGAUCGCCGCCUGCCCGGUUGCAGUCCCUGCCAGCAGGAGGUGCGCAGGAGGCAGAAGGAGCAGGAGGAGAAGGAGCAGAAGGAUGUCCGGAUGGAGGACAGGAAGGAGGAGACGAUGGCCAGUGUACAGCAGGGAGAUCCAGCACACGGUCCCAGUUCUGAGACGAACAUCAUACAGAGAACGGUCGACGCAGCUUCCGUACCUCCUGUUGUAGCCGGGCUAGAUACGGAUGCCACCACUCUGGCUCCGGACUGGAACGAAGUGUGCAAGGUGCUCUGCAAGACUGGCGAUGGCGGGUCUUUGUGCAACUGUGAUUUAUCGCCGUUCUUCAGCUGAGCGAUCCCCACCUUCCUGAGGGGAUCGCUCCCGAUGGAGGUGCUAAAUCACAAACCCAUUAUAUAUAGAUCGAGAAUUAUAUGACGUUAUUUACGUUUUGUUGUUCUUUGUUUUUGGACUUCAGUUUAGUGCUAGUGUUGUCUAAAUAGUGGUAUCCCAUAUGAAAAUGGUAUUCCAUGUAGCCGAUAUCAAAAAUCUUGUUACAAAAGUUUAGUUCAAUACUGUAAUGAUAAAAAAAAAACUAUAGGAAAAUCACAAAAAAAAAGAUAUAAAGAGAAGAAUAUAUAUGAGGAGGAGAAGGAGAGAAGCAAAAAAUUCCCUAUGCGAAUCAAUUAAUUUGUAACUAAUUUCAAUUAAAAUAACUAUAUAGAAAAGUAAGCGAAGGGGGGAUCUGCCCCCCUCGAAAACAACAGAAUCACACAGGGCUUCCAGUGCGCCAACUCGGAGGACGAGGAUCCCUAGCCAAAGGGGAUCCAAAGUCCUCCGUGGAGGACACAACCCAAUUUUAAGUGAUUAGUCAAGGAAUUGGUCUAAGCAGAUAACAACAACAACAGCCAACUAAUAUCAAAGUACACAACAUAUCGUGGUAUACAACUACCCACAAGCCACUCAUUUUUUAGCAUUAACACAUGGUUCGAUGGAAUCAGCAUAUCAAUUUAACUAACAUCAUGAGGCGAAAACAAGAAGUUGGUAUCCAAAGAAUUUCCUUUGUUUUGGCUUACAAGUUAUUGGCGAAUCAAAAGCGUUGAUACAUUUUAAUCAGCAUCAAUUAUGAGAGUCGCAAUUAGGCCACACAAUUAGCCAACCAAGAGUUUAGUGUUGGUUACGGCCAUUAAACAUAUAACAAUAUACAUGUACUUACUAACAAAAUUGUAAUUGGUCUAUAUAUAUCCACCACACACAAUGAGUUGCGAUUGCAAAUCAGAAACUCAGACGGGCCAUACUGGAUCUACCAGACCCGUAUAAUUUAUAAUUAUUAUAAUACUAUCUAGGUGUCAUAUUGUUCAGCAUAAAUAAUCGCAUAUGAGGUAUCAUAUGCAUAUUAUCUGUGUGUUUGGAAGACAUUUUUUCGCAUUGUAUGAAAUGGAAGACAAUUUCAGCAAAACGCAUUCUGGAAGACAUGCGUUGCGGCAGCGGCAACAACAUCUCGCCAUCUGCCAUUAGUCUCUAAGAUUUUCUAUUAUAUAAUAAUAAUAAUAAUAACAAUACCAUUUUCGAAUUCGAAGAUAUAGUCAAUGGAAAAAGCACACGUUGUUGUGACAAACGCGACGCUGUGACUGACAAUAAUUACCUAUAACUUAGGAGGAGAAUAGCAGGCAAGAAAGUUCGCAUACUCAGUGUCUAUAUACCAGUACUCUAUUGCUAAUAUUAACCGCGCACUUAUCAAAAUAUAUAACAAAUCAAAAAUAUAUCGUACAUAUAUGUAUUGCACCAAAGUUAUUACAGAGAAUAUCGCAAUGUUUAAGGCAAUUUUCAGAGCACAUUCAUUGAUAACCUAAUGCGGCUUCAGUAUGUAUAUCGAUGUGUAGCAAGUUAAUCACUCAGUAAAAAAAACAUAAUAUACGAAAUGCACUUUACAUUUAUGUAUAUGUAUAUGUGUUAGGCGUUGCGUUUCUGCCAUGAAUACAACGGCCAAAACGAACCGAAAGAAUCAGACGGAUUAUGCCGGAAUAAUAUCCAUAAUAUUUAUAACCAACAGACACAUCAUCAUCAAUUACGAUAACCGAGUCGAAAACCGUUUCGAACCGAUAAUACCGUUUCGCAGUUUCGUUUUUAUUUGAGUUCGAUCCUGUGGCCGGGCAUUAUCGUAACCGGUAAUGUCCGUUGUCAUAGUCAAAAAAAUAACACAACAAAUAGUUUUAAAGGCAAUUUCACAACAAAUAACCAAGCAAACAACUACACAACCAAAUAAAGGCAUUAUUAUCUUAUA